Messenger RNA from Trematosphaeria pertusa, 1425 nucleotides. RefSeq lists its product as uncharacterized. The record is from RefSeq and is a predicted model, not a curated record. The transcript is spliced from 4 exons. NCBI's taxonomy places the organism in Eukaryota, Fungi, Ascomycota, Dothideomycetes, Pleosporales, Trematosphaeriaceae. The coding region runs from base 1 to 1425 and encodes 474 amino acids.
AUGAGUAGCUCUUGGAUAACCGUCCUAUCCCUCCUGUGUUCCUUUCAGUUAGCUGCUUCUACCCUUGCCCGGGACACGCCGAAUCCUUCAACGUCGGUGUCAGCGGACGCAGCAAAGAGUCUGACAUCGCCAUUCUCAACAACGACUAAUCCGAGCUCAACAAGCACCUCUCCAGCAAGCAAAACAAGCUCGGUGCCUCCGCAGACACACACCGUUUCGGUUGGCAAUGGAGAUCACAAGUUCAGGCCUGAAGUUGUACAGGCUGUCGUCGGCGAUACGGUAGAAUUCAAUUUCUACCCGCAAAACCACAGUGUCGUCCGCGCGGAGUACGAAUUCCCAUGUAUUCCAUAUGAGAUGACGGGCGAAGGGAAGCAAGGCUUCUUCUCGGGGUUCCAGCCCGUCGAUGCGGUCUUGGAUGAACCCCCAAAAUGGUCCAUCGAAAUCAACGACACCUCUCCCGUCUUCUUCUACUGUAGUGCUCCAGGGUCGUGUAUCACAUACGGCAUGGUCGGCGUCAUCAACCCCAACGCCACCACCUCUCUCGCCUAUCAACGCCAACUCGCCCAAGACUCCGCCUUCCAGCUCAAUCCCGGUGAACCCUUCCCCGCUGAAUCCCCCUUGCCCAGCAACCUCCCCAGCUCCACCUCGAUUCCCACAGCCCACGUCCGACCCCCGCGCUCCGGCAAGCUCUCUGCCGGCGCAAUCGCGGGCAUCGCAAUAGCCUGUGUCGGGGUCGUCGUGCUGGCCGCGCUGUUAUUCUGGUUCUGGGGCCGCUUCAAGGGACUGAACGAGGAGAUGCAGCGCAAAGACUCCACCAUCCGCCACACGUCUCCCCGCUCGCCUACCUUCUUCGGCUCUGCCCAUCCUCACCCCUCUCACUCCUUGCCGGCAUACUCGCAAACCCCGCUCUCCCAAAACCCCGGUAUACCACCCGCGUACUUCGGCACGCCCUCAGCCACGCCAACACCGGGUUACGCAUCCCCAUGCCCAGCUCCUAACCACCACCACGCCCCGCCCUCCGACUUCUCCUCCCACAGCAGCAACAACAACAGCAACCGCGUCAGCCGCGCAGCCAGCCACCGCAGCGUCGGCGGCACCUUCGACAUCAGCCCGACGACAGGCUACUACACGCGCACGCACGAGGGCCAGGAUAGCUAUAAGUAUACGGCGCCGCAUACGAGCGAUAUGACGAGUCCCGUGGAUCCGAACCUUAUUCCUGUCGGCCCGUAUGGGAGGCAGAUGAUGGAUUUGCAGCGGCUGAAUCGGUCUUCGAACGGCGAACUAGGAGUAGGAGCACACGCGCCGGGAUACUUCGAGACUGCGGCCGGGACCGGCAGGCCAACGCCGCAAUAUCAUGUAAACCAGGGGCAGGCACCCGUGGAAAUGGACGACACCAGCGUACCGCCGCCCGCUAGGUUUUUCUAA